UUCUGAGUUUACAAUAACUAAUGCAGCGUCUUUUCGGUAUACCCUUGUUUCUGAUACGAUGGCAAUAUUGUGGGGGGUUUUAUCUGGGUUUUGUUUCGUUGCCUUAAUUUUUAUUGUACGACUGCUGAUUGUUGUGAGGACGGGCUCAGAAUGCAAACCAGGAAAGAAGGGCUCCGUCAGUAUGCUUGUUGUUGCAGGAUCCGGUGGUCACACCACGGAAAUCCUGCGCUUGGUGGAAAGUCUCUCCCAGUCCUACAGCCCUCGCCAUUACGUCAUUGCUGAUACAGAUAAAAUGAGCGAAGACAAGAUUCGUACCCUUGAAACUUCAAAAAGUGAAGCGGAUGCAGAACCUAAGUUCACCAUUCACCGGAUUCCACGCAGCCGUGAGGUGCGCCAGUCAUGGAGCUCCUCCGUGCUCACCACUCUGAACGCUCUCCUCUACUCCGUCCCCCUGGUCUUCAGGCUCAGGCCAGAUGUGGUGCUGUGCAAUGGCCCUGGGACGUGUGUCCCCCUCUGUGCGGCUGGGCUGCUCCUGGGGGCCCUGGGAGUGAAGAAGGUCCUGAUCGUUUACGUGGAGAGCAUUUGCCGGGUGGAGACUCUGUCCCUCUCUGGAAAGAUCCUCUACCAUCUCUCAGAUUACUUCUUUGUGCAGUGGUCGACUCUGAAAGACAAAUAUCCCAGAUCGAUUUACGUUGGAAGAAUAGUCUGA
Messenger RNA from Megalops cyprinoides (Indo-Pacific tarpon), 709 nucleotides. It is a transcript of the gene alg14, whose product is annotated as ALG14 UDP-N-acetylglucosaminyltransferase subunit. Gene Ontology annotation, biological process: dolichol-linked oligosaccharide biosynthetic process. Lineage: Eukaryota; Metazoa; Chordata; Actinopteri; Elopiformes; Megalopidae. The coding region runs from base 59 to 709 and encodes 216 amino acids. Gene Ontology annotation, cellular component: UDP-N-acetylglucosamine transferase complex. The transcript has 4 exons. The record is from RefSeq and is a predicted model, not a curated record.